Messenger RNA from Lathyrus oleraceus (garden pea), 951 nucleotides. RefSeq names its product proline-rich extensin-like protein EPR1. Lineage: Eukaryota; Viridiplantae; Streptophyta; Magnoliopsida; Fabales; Fabaceae. The coding region runs from base 1 to 951 and encodes 316 amino acids. The record is from RefSeq and is a predicted model, not a curated record. The transcript is spliced from 2 exons.
AUGGAUUCCCAGCAACAAUCUAUCUACAACUACUCUCAACAGAUGGAAUCAAUGGAACAACCUCCCAAUUCUUCUCAACAAACAACUAUAACAACUGGUGUUGUCUUCACCCCCAUUUACAAAGAACCACACAUGCAUCUUGCUACUCCCUUUGACAAGCUUGAGGUCUUGCAUGAAUCCUUGGUGGACUUUGAGAACAUGAAGCGGAAUGUAAUAUACCUUACUGAAGAACUUAGAAAGCAAGGGUGGGAAAACUACUUUCAAAGGCUCUAUGGUCCUGUCUAUAACUAUCUGGAUCUGGCUAGCCAAGGAGUGGACAUCUCAGAGUUCUCUGUGGAUUGGCUGCCUGAGCAUCCACCCAACUUCAUGAAGAGACAACGAGAACCCUUUGAUAAGUCAAAGAAGGCCAAGAAAGCAAAUCUGGGAGAACCUUAUAUAUCAAGACCUCUGGUCCCUCUGAUCGAAUCUCCAAGUAAGUCUCUACCUCCUCCUUCUCGCUCUGUAAAUUUAAAGCAAAUUGCUUUUUCUCUUCCCCAGACCACACCUAUCUACACACACUCUGAACCCUCUCCCUCUACCACUAAACCCUCUGAUACUCCCACCUCUAACCCAUCAUCACCUCCCUUUCAAAAAUUUAACCUCUCCACCACAACCUUACCAAUCUCUGAAUUUGAAAUGCUUAACGAACCUAUUUCACCCAUCUCUUCAACACCGUCAUCUCCACCCUACUACAUCCUCUCAUCUGACUCAAAACCCUCUGACCCCCAAUCCCCCACCUUGGCUCAGCUUCAGGCUCGUGCUCUUGCCUCACAACAACAACCUGAACCAAAAGCCAAAACUCCACCACCACCUGAACAACCAAUUCCACCACCAUUUGAACAACCACAAAUACCAACACUUGAAGAACCCAUAACACCACCAUCUGAACAACCACCAACUCCACCACCUUAA